Molecule: messenger RNA, 1980 nt
Organism: Monoraphidium neglectum
Lineage: Eukaryota; Viridiplantae; Chlorophyta; Chlorophyceae; Sphaeropleales; Selenastraceae
Product: cellulose synthase (UDP-forming)
Exons: 9
Coding region: 1-1980 (659 amino acids)
Biological process (GO): cellulose biosynthetic process
Cellular component (GO): membrane
Molecular function (GO): cellulose synthase (UDP-forming) activity; protein binding
Source: RefSeq, a predicted model, not a curated record
AUGGCGUAUGUGGGAAACUCGUUCGCCCCUGCUAUUGCGGGGAUACUGAACAGCAUCGGAAAAGUCCUCGGCUGCGGCGUCGGCAACGGCGGGGGCCUCGGAAACAUCAACGCCUGCGGCAACGGCAACAAUCGAGCCGGUGGGGCCGUGGCGGCGCGGCGGCUGGUGGCAUUGGGCGACCCUUUUGGUGGCUUUGGCUGGAGCGGGCUGGGCGCUCAGCAGUUGCAGGUGGACUGGCUGGGCAUGGCCGUACUAGCUGGGGCCCUGCUCGCAGCGGCCGGCUACCUCGGAUGCUGCGCCCUCGUCAAGCGCAGACGCGAGAGGCGCGGCAUGGCGCCGCUCGAUGCGGGCAGCUUCCGCCUAGCUGCCGCCAGAGGCGACGUCGGCGCGCUACGGCGCAUCGCCGCCUCCUGCGCCCGUUUCGACCCCGAAGCGCCGCUCGGUGGCUUCACGGCGCUGCACGCGGCGGCAGUCGAGGGGCGCGCGGGCGCGGCACUGUGGCUGCUGCGGCGGGGCGCCAGCAUCGCGGCGGUCAAGGAUGACGGCUGGUCAAACCAAGCCCUUCACUACGCCGCCGCCCGCAACCACACGGCCGUCGCGCGCGCCCUCCUCGCCUUUGGCGCCGACCCCUCCGCCAAAAACGCCCUCGGCGCCACCCCCGCCGACCUGGCCGAGCGCGGCGGCCACGCGGCGCUCGCGGCGCUGCUGCGCGAUGCUCAAACAGCGCCGCACGCUCUGCCGAGCCAGGCGAGGGUGGAGGCGGAGUGGCCGGCCGGCGCGUCAGACAGGCAGGAGCAGCAGGAUGGGCGCGAGGGCGGCGACCCUCAGUCUGCCGCCGCCGCCGGGCCCGCGGCUGCGCGCCGCCGCCGCGGCUGGGAGGGCGUCGGGGCGCCGGGCACGCGGCUGGGGGCCGGGGUCCAGGGGUUCAGGGCGGUCGCGGCGCUGGAGCUGGUGGCGGUCGUCGGUUACCUGGCGUGGCGCGGCGCGCGCACGCUCACGCCGGGGUGGUACUAUUUUUACAGCAUCCCCUUCUUUCUGUUGGAGGAGCAGGAGCAGGAGCAGGAGCAGGAGCAGGAGCAGGAGCAGGAGCAGGAGCAGGAGCAGGAGCAGGAGCAGGAGCAGGUGCAGGUGCAGGUGCAGGAGCAGCAGCAGCAGCAGCAGCAGCAGGAGCAGGAGGAGGAGGAGGAGCCCGUGCAGCAACAGCGGCAGCAGCAACAGCAGCAGCAACAGCAGCAGCAGCAGCAGCAGAAGGAGGAGGAGCAGCAGCAGCAGCCGCAGAUGCCGCCCGUCGACGUGUUUGUGGUGUGCUAUGAGGAGCCUGUAGAAGUCGUGGAGCCGACAGUGGUGGCCGCCGUCAACCUUGACUACCCAGCCGGCCUGCUGACGGUGCACGUCCUGCAUGACGGCAGAGACCCGGGCGUCGAGGACAUGGUGACCCGCCUGCAGCUUCAGUGCAGCUUCAUGGGGCGCGACCCGCGCCUGGCCUACGUGCGUCGACGCAAGGCGGCCGGCGUGCCGCACCACGCGAAGGCUGGCAACAUCAACAGCUGCUUGCUGCUGGAGGGGGAGGGGCGCGGGGACUUUGUCCUUGUGCUUGACUGCGACAUGAUCGUGCACCCCGAGUUCCUGAUGCGGACGCUGGGGCACUUUUACAGGCGGCUGGGUGACUCAGCAUCGAAGGGCGGCGCCUGGGAGCUGAAGGAUGACGCGGCACUGCUGCAGACGCCCCAGGAUUUCUACAACGUGGAGCCCGAUGACCCGUUCUGCGACUGCGCGCGCUUCUUCUACGGCACCAUGAUGCAGGGCCGCGACGGCGCGGGCGCGGCCCCCUGCUGCGGUACCGGCGUGCUGUUCAGACGGGACGCCCUGGUGUCGAUCGGGGGCCAGGCGCACGAGUCGGUGACCGAAGACUUUGCCACCGACCCACAUCUCUCAAUCCCUGCAGCCUUGCAUCCAGCGGUGGCUUCGCCGGCCGCCUGA